Molecule: messenger RNA, 2289 nt
Organism: Ichthyophthirius multifiliis
Lineage: Eukaryota; Ciliophora; Oligohymenophorea; Hymenostomatida
Exons: 4
Cellular component (GO): membrane
Molecular function (GO): oligosaccharyl transferase activity
Source: RefSeq, a predicted model, not a curated record
AUGCAACAACAACUUCCAUCUCCCAAACAAAAAAAAAAACAAAACGACGAAAAUUAAAAUCCUUUUACUUUAGGAUUAAAAAUUCACCAAAUUCUAGUAAUGUGGGCCCCCGCCCUUCGAAUGACAAUUCUUCUUUUAAUAUCCAUAAUAUCAGUAUUAGUAAGAGUAUAUUCCGUGAUUCGUUACGAAAGCAUAAUCCAUGAAUUUGACCCCUGGUUUAAUUACCGAACCACAUAAUUUCUUGUAACUAACUAAGAUGGAAUAUACGGGCUUUGGAAUUGGUUUGAUUCCGAAUCUUGGUAUCCAUUAGGUCGUUCUGUUGGAGGUACAUUAUAUCCUGGUCUAAUGGUUACCGCAAGUUCUAUAUAUUGGAGUUUACAUAAAUUAUAUAUGCCAGUUGAUAUAAGAAAUGUAUGUGUAUUUUUAGCUCCAAUAUUUGCUGCGUUUACAAGUAUAGCAAGUUAUUUGUUGACCAAAUAAGUAACAGGAAAAUCUGAUGCUGGCUUAUUUAGUGCUUUGUUUAUUUCCAUAGUGCCUACUUAUAUGUCUAGAAGUGUUGCAGGUUCAUAUGAUAAUGAAGGCGUAUCGAUUUUUGCUUUAAUUUUAACUUUUUACUUAUGGUUAAAAUCCGCAAAUACAGGUAGUAUAUUUUGGUCCUUAAUGUGUUCUUUAAGUUAUUUCUUUAUGGUAGCAUCAUGGGGAGGCUAUGCUUUUAUUACAAACAUAAUUCCAGUUUUUGUCAUAUUUUUAUUAAUCACAGAUCGUUAUUCAAAUAAAAUUUAUGUGGCCUAUAAUGUAUUUUAUAUUCUUGGAACCUUACUAGCAAUGUAAAUCCCUUUUGUAAGUUUCCAAGCGAUUUAUUCUUCUGAACAUAUGGCAAGUCAUGGAGUAUUUAUAUUUUUAUAAAUACAUGCUUUUAUCAAUUUUGUAAAAGAAUAUGUUAGUUAGAAAGACUUUUAGCUUUUAAAAAAAUUCUUUUUAAUAGGAAUAUCUAUAAUACUUCUUGUUACUUUCAUUUUCAUGCUAAUUACAGGCAAAACAAAAUGGAGUGGAAGAAGUAUGACAUUAUUAGACCCUACUUAUGCCAAAAAAUAUAUUCCAAUAAUAGCUUCAGUAAGUGAGCAUUAAGCUACUACAUGGUCUUCCUUUUUUUUCGAUUUGCAUUUUUUGACUAUUUUUGCUCCUGUAGGACUUUAUUAUUGUUUCAAAAAACCAAAUUAUGGUAAAAUUUUUGUCGCUAUAUAUCUAGUUUUGAGUGUUUAUUUUGCCUCAGUUAUGGUUAGACUUUUGCUAGUUUUAGGACCUGCAGUUUCUAUUGUAGGAGGUAUAGGAGUUAGUUGGACAGUUAGAUUGUUCACUAAAUCUAUUAGGAAUUCUGUUUUGGGAACUAAAAGUUAGAAAAAACUUGCUGAUCCUAUUAUAUCAUUCUUUGGUUUACUUCUUAUCGCCUAUUUAGUUAUUAUAUAUAUACUUCAUGCUAAUUUUACAGGAGCUGAAGCUUAUUCUUCUCCUUCUAUUAUUCUCUCAAAUAGAGACUAGUAUGGAAAUAGAAGAAUUAUAGACGAUUUUAGAGAAGCUUAUUAUUGGCUAAGAAUGAAUACUAAGCCUGAUGAAAAAAUACUCUCUUGGUGGGACUAUGGAUAUUAAAUUACAGGAAUGUCAAAUAGGACUGUACUUGUAGAUAAUAAUACAUGGAAUAAUACACAUAUAGCAACAGUAGCUAUGGCACUUGCAAGUAGUGAAUCUGAUGCUUAUGAAGUUUGUGAUAAAUUAGAUGUUGAUUAUAUAUUGAUGAUUUUUGGAGGAUUUUCUUAUUUUUCAGGAGACGAUAUUAAUAAGUUCCUUUGGAUGGUCAGAAUUGCUGGAGGAGUAUAUCCUCAUGUCAAAGAAGAAGAUUUUUAUGGGAAAGGAGGACAAUAUAAAAUUGAUGGAUAAGCUUCUAUUACUAUGUAAAAUUCCUUAAUGUAUAGAUUAAGUUAUUAUAGAUUUAAUGAAAUUCUUACUGCAAUAGGUAAACCUAAAGGGUGGGAUACUGUUAGAAAUUAAGAAAUGGGUCUAAAAAAUUUUAAAUUAGAUUACUUUGAAGAAGCUUUUACUAGUGAAAAUUGGAUAGUUAGAAUUUACAGAAGAAAACCAAGAAAAAAUAGAGAAGGAAUUGUCUUUUUAUCUAAAAAUUUAAUGAAUUUCCCUUAAAAUUUAGAUGAGUUUAAAGUUUCAGUUGAAAUUUUUGAUGAUCUUAAAUAUAAAUAUAAGGUUAUUUAAAGAAAGAGAAAAAUAAUUGCUUAAUGA